Drosophila arizonae is the source of this 1294-nucleotide messenger RNA. It is a transcript of the gene dunk, whose product is annotated as disrupted underground network. The record is from RefSeq and is a predicted model, not a curated record. Lineage: Eukaryota; Metazoa; Arthropoda; Insecta; Diptera; Drosophilidae.
AUUUAGUAAUGCAGUGGCUAUAAAAGGUAUAUCUCAAACAGCUGUUGGCCAGGUGUUGCCUGCGAAAGGUGACAACUGUCAAAGCUAUAAAAGCCCCGAACACGUGUGCAAUGACUGCACUGCAGUGUCUCUCUGAUGGCAUUUGGGAAAUGCCGAAAUUAAAAAGCAAUCAAGGAAUUACCCAGGCACAGGCCUAAUUACCUGUACUUGGACUUAGCUUGAAAAAUGCGCUAGGGAUUUACAAUGGGCGAUAGGGGGUGGACGGAGGGGUGGCGUGUAAAGGUUAACCGCGCCUACCUACCUGUCGGGCCUGGGUGAUUCGACUGAGCCCGACUCAGAGGUCAGCCUCAACUACCUGUGCGCUAUAUAAAGAUCUGACUCUGCUGAGCAGGGACAUCAGUUGCACAGCAGCCUUUCAAGCAAACACAUUCAUUUCCAAGCCAAGUUCCACUCAAGAAAUAUCAAAUCCAUUCAUCAUGGCCACCUACACUUGCACACAGUUCGUGAACUUCAUGGAGCCCAUCAGCUGUGGCACUGUGAGCACCACAUAUACCCUGAAUGCGGCGCGCUUCGGCCAGCGGGAUCUCAGCCUGUUCAUCGAGAGCCUGGAGACAAUUGCACGCAUCGAGCGGGAGCGGCACGAGCGACGUCAGAGUCGACGCAAGCAGAAGCUGCUGGAGGAGCGCAUUGCCGAGCUGGAGGAUGAGCGUUGUGUCAGUCCGACGCCCAGCGCAGAGGAGGCGGUCGAUGAGCCCGUCAUGUACAUGGAGGCCAAGUGUAUACCAUAUGCCAUCAGUGAAUCCCUGCCCGUUGCUGAGAAGAGCCAUCCAGACUACGAUAUCUGCGAUGAUGAGGCUUAUGGCAGUGCGAGUCAAUCGCCACGUAGCAGCGUCACCUACUGCAGCUGUGCCGGUGUCUCCAACACUGGCUUGGACUCCGAUUCCGCAGAGUCGGGCAUCUAUGGUGGCUCGACACCGCCACCGCUGCGACCCCGCUCCCAGGUCAUCAGCAAACCAAAGGCCAGGACCACAAGAUCACGCAUCAUUAGCAUGGUGCUCAAGCGGGAAUACGCCAAGUCGCCGUCGGUGGAAACUCUGCAGCACUCUGAGCGCUGUGAACACCUGCUCAACAGCACCAUCAAGCAUCAGUAUGAUCAAAUGUCGUCAAAGUCGCGACGUGGCAUCGCCUGCAGCCAGGGAUCGGCCGAGGAGCGUUUCCUGGACAAAGCCUUGCGCUAUCUGACCCUGUGAUGGACACUGCGCGAAGUGCCUUCAGCUUUAAGACAUAGUUUCUA